AUGUCUGCAAUUCCAGAUGCAGCUGUGACAUUUCUACUGGAAAACAUAAAGCAAGCAGUAUCUUACUAUGGGAGCCUGAUCGUGAACGCGCAGAGCAACGUUUUGGAGCUGCAACGACAACUGGAGGAUCUGAAACGGGUGAUGAGCGACUUCUCCAGGUACAAUCACGACAGCGAUGUCGUGAAAGGCGUGGUCAAGGACAUCAAGGACAUCAUCCACGAAGCCGAGGACGCGGUGGACGUUUUCGUGGUGUACGCGGCUGAGCAGAAAGCGAGGAACUGGAUGGAGAAGCUAUACCACAAGGCCACCGAUUACCCGAAGAAACUCGUGGAAGUCGGGGAAUCCAUGAACGGGAUCAGCAAAAGGAUUCAGAAGAUUCAACAGGACGGGAUCCAGAAUGGGAUUAAGCUCCUGGAUCAUCAGGCCAUCAUCAACCUUUCUCAACCUGAUGACACCGCCUCUACCGAGGGUGGAGGGAAAAAGGAGCCAGAAGUAGAGCAGGAGAAUGUGAUUGGUUUUGAUGAUGCAACCAAAGAAGUGCAAGGACUCUUGACCGAGGGGCCUGAAGAACUGGAAAUAGUCACCAUAGUUGGAAUGUUAGGGCUUGGGAAAACCACACUUGCUACAAAAGUUUUCAAGGACCCAAAGGUUGAUUAUGAGUUCAUGAUUCAAAACUUUGUUUAUGUUUCGAAAGAAUACAAGAAGAAGGAAGUGUUACUCAAGAUUUUGGAGUCUGUAACAGAUCCCACCGAACAUGCGAGUAAGGGAGAAAAAGAUUUAGAAAAACUAGUUUGUCAAGAGUUGAGUGGGAAACAAUAUUUGAUCGUGUUAGAUGAUAUUUGGGAACCAGCAGAUUGGGAUGACUUGAAAGGCGCUUUUCCGAAGAACAACAAGCGGUGUAGAGUUCUAAUAACUACUCGCCAUAAAACAGUGGCAAAACGCGCAAAUCCAAACAAAGAUCCUUAUGAGUUGCAGUUUUUGCCAAUGGACAAGAGUCUAGAGCUUCUGGAUUGGAAGAUUUUUAAGGGAAACAAGUGCCCACAGCAUUUACAAGAUUUCGAGACAAAAAUUGCAGAAAAAUGUGAUGGGUUGCCUUUGGCAUUAGUGGUUCUUGCUGGUAUCCUUGUUAAUGAUCCAGAUAGCGUGGAAUUGUGGAGCACUGUGGCAGAGAGUGUAAAAGAUUACAUUGCCAAAAAAAUGACAGAAACUGGCAAGGUGUUAGGGCUUAUGUAUAAACACUUGCCAAACGAGUUGAAGUUGUGCUUCCUAUAUCUUGGACUGUUCCGUGAAGAUUUUGAGAUUCCAGUUUGGAAACUAGUACGUUUAUGGAUUGCAGAAGGGCUCAUUCAGAAGGAUGGAGGCCAUAAUUUAGAAUUUGUUGCAGAGAAAUUCGUGGAAGAGCUUGUGAGUAGAAACUUGGUGAUGGUUGGAAAGAGGAGGUCCAAUGGAAAGAUUCAAACUUGUCGUAUGCAUGAUACGUUGCGAGAUUUUUGUAAGACGGCAGCUGAAGAAGAAAACCUUUUUGAAGAAAUCACUGAGAAGAAUCUCAAUGUGUUUCUGUCAGGGGACCCAACAAAGUUGGACAAAUAUCGCCGUAUCUGCAUAAAUAACAUCAGUGUUAAGGACUAUCUCUCCUCAAAAAGCCUAUAUGGUAAGCAUGUUCGUUCUUUCUUAACCUUUGUUGAUCAAGAAACACUCUUAGAUCUAAAAUGUGGACCUCAAAUCCCCAAAACCUUCAAACUCCUCAGAGUUUUAGAGGCCGAAUCGCUCAUCUUCCAACGUUAUCCUAUUGAUAUGCCAACCCUCAUACUCCUGAAAUACCUAGCCAUCUCUGUGACCUUUGAAAAUCUUCCUGAAUCAAUGUCUGGCCUGAGGAACCUGGAAACUCUUAUAGUACGUACUACAAAUAGUCCUAACCUCAGCAUAAAAUGGGACAUAUGGAAGAAGAUGCCACAAUUCAAGCAUUUGCACACAAAUGCUUCCACCACUUUUCCAUCUCCUUCAUGUGGACGGGACCAGAACGGAGGUGGAGAAAUCCAAACCCUUUCCACCAUCUCGCCUGAGAGUUGCAGAGAAGAAGUCUUCAAGCGAUCACCUAGACUCCGAAAAUUGGGGAUCUUCGGGAGAGUAGCUGAACUCUUUGAUGCAAAUGGUAACUCUGAUGUCUUUGGCUAUCUAAGUGGCUUGAAACAUUUGCAGAAUCUCAAGUUACUGAAUGAUAAUGUGGAGCUCAAGUUGAAAAGGCUUCCUAUGGAGAGAUACUUUCCUCGAAUGUUGAUGAAGCUAACUCUCCAAAAGACGUUUCUGGAAUGGAAAGAGAUGUCUAUUCUAGGGAAGCUGGAGUUUCUGGAGGUGCUCAAGUUGAAAGAGUUUGCAUUUGAAGGAGUGCGUUGGGACACUGAGAAAGACAGUUUUAAGCGCCUCAAACAUUUGCACAUUGGACGCACUGAUUUGGCGUAUUGGGCGUGGGAGCCUCAAGGAUUCCAUUUUCCAGAACUCAGAAGUCUCAAACUGAUGGGAUGCUAUAAGCUUGAGGAGCUGCCAAAAGGCCUGGCUGAAAUUCCCAACCUUCAAUCUCUAGCCCUUCAUUCCACCCAUCGUACCGCGUCUGUUAAAGCCAGGAUGAUUCUGACGAUGAAGCUACGAUCAGCACCGGAAAAGGGCAGCAAAAACAAAAAGUUUAAUCUCUCAAUCUAUCCUCCAGAAUAUUGA
Molecule: messenger RNA, 2712 nt
Organism: Oldenlandia corymbosa var. corymbosa
Lineage: Eukaryota; Viridiplantae; Streptophyta; Magnoliopsida; Gentianales; Rubiaceae
Source: the annotation of a GenBank genome assembly